UGGUUGUCCAUUUUAUUUACUCGUGGUAGAAGUUAACUUCAUUCUGGUAGUUUGUUUAUAAUGAGAAAUGCAAAACAUAUAAGGAGUAUUAUUCCCACCUAUCUGCUAAUUUUUGCUUGUGAUUAAUUUAUGAAUUUUGUUUUGACCUUUAAAUGCAGCUUUAAAGUAUUCUAUUGUUUAAUCUUAGCUACUAUGUUAAUUAAGGUAUUUUUUGUUUUAGUUGGAUCAUGUUCGAAGUUGUAAGAAGUUGACUCAUGAAAGCUACAGAUAACAGGAAUAAGAAUGUCUCUUAGUGCAGGUUUUGAAGUGUCAGCUAUGAAAGCCAGUUUUUCCAUGUCAUCUUUGCAAGCCCCUGAAAUGGAAAGAGAUAUCACCCCAAGACUCUGUAAUAGUUUGACAAAAAAGAAGCGCAAGGAAAUAGAACACUGGAGAAGAUCAUGGGGAAGUUCAGCCAGUGACCAGAAAGAUGACUUCUGGUCAGCUUUACAAGCUAAUUAUAAUUAUAUUAUGGAUAAUCAACUAAUUGACAAUUGUCAGGAGGCAAACGGCGAGCUAAAUUUGGAUAAAACCUGGUCUUUAAUAGAAUUUUAUACUAAGUUCUCAGAACUCUAUUCCUGGCUUAAUAGUGUUCAAGAGGCUAUAUUUAGUAAAGAACUCAGUGAAAUUGAUAAAGAAUUGAAAGCUCACUACAGUGAUGAGGUAGUGCAGAAAAAUUCACUUCGAAAUCUUUUCAAUGAACAAGCUAGUCAGUUAGUGCAAUUGCAUCCAGAUGUAAAAGAGGAGGUAACACGUCGAGUUAUGCAUAUUAACUCUAAAUGGGACUCACUCCAGGCUGCUCUUGGUCUUACAAAUUCUAAAGGCAUCGAUCAGUCUUUUACAGAUAUAAAUGCAGAGUUGAAAUGUUUGCGAAACUGGAUGAAAUCAAUGGAAUCACGUCUUCAACCUCUAGUCUUCAGGGUCGAAUGGUCCAAACCUGAGAUAGAAAAGAAAAUGUUAGAGCAUAUGGUGUUGCACCGUGAUAUUGAAAGUCACGGAAAAAUAGUAACUUCGGUUGUGAAACUUUGCAAACGUCGUGGCGAUGUCGGUGAUAAUGAAGUCAGUGUACGUCGUGUAGCCAGAAGUUUAGAGAGACGUUGGCACCUUUUGUUCUUAAGAUCCCUGGAAUGGCAAUGCUACUUUGAUUCACUCUCCAAAAAACUCAUCUCCAGAGGACGAAAUACCCCAUCAGUAUCAUCAGACAGUGAUUAUGAUGAGCCAAUUUCAAAAUAUCCUCGCUUAAAUGAACCAUCCUCCAUGUCAAAGUCUACAUCAGCUGAUGAUAAUUGCUACACCGAAGAACUGUUAUUUCAGACUGAAUCGAACAAAACGACCAAUCUGGAAUCCUCUAAUGCCAUAAUGGUUAGACACGACAGUGCUGGUGACCUAAAAGUUAACUACGAACCUAAAGAAGAAAUUGCUGCUAGUACUGUCACAGAAGCGUCUUCCCACUUUACCGAGCCUAGCCGGAAAGGCAAGAACCUUGCCACUUACUACUUCAAACACGAGGAUACAGAUUGCGAAAUGAAACAAUCGAAAGUAAUCGAAAUGCCUGCAGCGGUCGACGAAAGCUCCGAAGAAGAGUGGACCUACACCAACAAAAUCGAACACAAUAAUCCAAAACGAUCGUCUGAUAGAAACGAAAUCAGACGCCACUCAUCGUCCAAAAAUUCGUACCAAAAUAUACACAGACUAGUACAGAAGGCCGAAGAAUUAGUGCGUGAAACACCCCUGAGAAAAACCAAAUGUGCGUCUGUUUCAACCCCAGUAAACAAAAUAUCGAGGGUAAAGGAAUGGCUUAAUAUGGACCGCCCUGACGACAGCUGUGACGCUAGUUGCGAAGAUGAAGAAAAAGAAUCCCAGACCUCCGAAGAUUUGAAUGAAAGCAUUACAACUUGUAAACCCAACGACACUUCAGGAUCCCAUAACGACUCGUUCAACGAUUUAAAUAAAUCAGACGUUGCCUCUAAAGUAGUACUGAGACAGAAGAAGUGUGAAGUUAAAGCCAACAGACCCUGGAGUGUGUCAUGCAUCUCACAGUUGUCGCAGUUGUCACCAAGAAUUGAUUCUGUUCAUCUUUCUAUAUCGGAAUCGGCAUUAAACAGAAUAUCACUGAGCCCGAAAUAUUGUAAAAGUUUGACAACUAGUGCAACCAGCAUAGGAAUGCAUGGUAAUUCGACCUCAUCUACAAUGGAAGAAUGUGGUGCUGCUGUCUUGGAAGAAAGAACAUCUCCAAAUAGGCGGAAGAGGCUGAAGUUGAAAAGGAAAUCUAGUUCCAAAAGAAGAAGCGAAGUCAACGACCAAUACUGCCUGAAUACUGCUUCCUUGAUCCACAUUGUAAAAUCUGAUUCAUUUUCUGGAUGCGGCUGCAAAGUAGCCAAGUUAGAAAGACAUGCCGUUAGCGAUCCUUGCGAUCUAGUCCUUGGUUACUCAACAAGACGUGGCGGAAGGUGCGAUACAUCAAAUACUAGUGGUGCAGAAAGUGAGGACGACAGACAAAGCAAAAGAACUCCAAAUUUCAAAAUCGGUGCUGCUACUUCUUAUCUUGGAAUAGAUUUAGGCGACUGUGCCAGAGAAAAAAAUAAUUUAAACCUUGCCGAAGAACAAUCCAGUUCAUUAUCAGAACAAGCGUGGGAUAGUUACCAGGAAAAAUAUUUAUCGGAGGCAUACAGUGAAGCGCAUGACUCUGACGCAGCUCGUAAACUUUUGAACUUUGGAGAAGAUUAUCGUAUCUUUUUAGACAGUCAGUCAGAUUGGUCGAGCCCCUCAAUGAAUUUCGAAAAUUCACCACAACUCAAAAGAAAAACGUUGCAGCCAUUUAACGCUUUAGAAUCUGAAAGUGAUUCGGAAAAUGUAAAACAUUUCUUAAAAGAGUCCAGAAGUCAACUACUUUAUACCACAAACAUUUACAAACAACAAUUUAACAUGGGGUUGAAGGAAUAUCUCGUAGCUAAUAGUGGCGAUGAAUUAUUGGCUACAUGUGAUCAGCAUAUUUACUGUCUCAACGUCAUCGAAAAGUCACCAGAAGAGUUUUCCUUCCUGAAAAUGGAGAAAAAUGAAACAAAUGAAUUAAUGAUGCAGUGGCAAAAACUCAGGGAUAAGGUUAAUAUAAUGCAAGAGUACAGAAAUUUACAAAAGGAAAUGCUUCUACUUAAGGAUGAAGUUCGUCGUAUGAAUAUUUCUGUGCCCUCAGAAACAUCAGCUGUGAAAUCGAUCGAGGAUAUUAGUAGGGACAUCGAUCUUUACAGGACCGAGUUGGCGAAUUUGGAUGAGUACAAAAAGAAACUACUAACAUUCAACGUUUCUGUACAUCGUUUUACAACCGAAAACAAAGAUUACAACUCCAGUACCCUAAAAGCUGACAUAUCCGAACUUUAUCGUCUAUGGAACGACUAUCAUUCAAGCGCAAGUGAACGUUUAAUGCAAUUAAAUCGGCUGCUGGACACGUGGCAGAUGCUGGAAAGGAGUUUAGAAAAAUUACACGGCGAUCUACUAGCGGAUGAAAAAACUUUGGGCCUUCUGGAUUCUGCACUCCAAGAGGGCUCUUUAUCUGACCAAAUGGCCGUUUACGUUAGAGAAGUUGCCAAAGUGCUGUCCGAAACGAGACAGGAGUCAGAUCUUCCGGCAAUUUUGACAGAGGGUUCCUUGUCCGAUAGUGGAAUCUCUGAUGAAGGUUCUGAACACGAAUUGGGGGAGAGAGAACGUCGCCUGGCAUGUAUGAGACGCCUUGUGAGACAGUUGGAGCUCGAGAUGGCCCCCGAUUGUAUUGCUCGUACCAAAAUGACCGAACGUCUGUUGGCCGCUGAAGAAGAACUCCGAGCAUUACAGAAACGUUGCCGAUCUCUUAUUGUACGCACAGCCGUUACCGCAAGCACACCAGUAAAUGACCCAAUUAUUGCGGUCAAGGGAAGUCCGGGCGAUCCGGAUGACGAUCCAACAGCGGUAUCAUGGUUUAAAAGGGUCGUACGUGCGUCAGUACCAUUUCAGUUAGCUAUUGUAGCACUUCUCUGUGUAGCGUGUUUACUAGCGCCGAAAUGUUGCGACAAUAUGAACACGUUUUCUAUGUCUUUGACACCCCAGUUACGUUACGUGAGGGGCCCUCCGCCGGCUUAAUUUAAGUCUUCCGCGUAUAUUUCGCGUACAGAAAUGAAACUUCUUUUUGCUAUACAAUGUGCGUUUGAUUUGAUUUGGUAGAACAACCACACCCGAGGCUUUUAUUGCCUAUAUAUUUUAUUAUAUUUUCAAAUAGAAGGUGUCGGUUAUGGUCAUGAACGCCUGUUGAUUGAACAGUUGAUGGUCGACUGACAGCAACUAAUUAUUUUAAUGCUGCUGCAGAAAACAAAAGGCGCCAAGGUGAAAUAACAUACAUAUUAAUAAUAUUUUAUUAUACGAAUGAGUUGUGUUUUGGUAAUAGUAUUAUUAUGCGUUGUAUAUACAUACAUACACAAUUGAAUUGUUUUAAAUACAAAAACAGAAAAGUAAUUGAAACGGUUUUGUCUUAUAUUAAGAAAUUGUGAGAGUCUUUUUCUUCGUUUGAAUUAACAUACACAUUAAGGUGGCAUUAUUUACAGAGUUUAUGAAAUAAAAUUGUAAUUUCUAUUUUGUAUGGAUUUCUGAAUUUUUGGAAUCCUCGAGUGAGAGAGAAUGUGUUCUCGACGUAAGUAGUUUUCUACUUUUAUAGAAAAAGGGAAAUGAUAAGAUAGAUGUCCAUUACGUUAUUCAAUAGAAAAUCGUUAGGGUUCGUGGUUACAAUUUUAUAAAAAUGGCCAUUUUUACUGUCAUCAUUAGUAUUGGAACGAGUAUCAUUUAUAGCUGCUCAUUUAAAUGAGAAAAUAAAUAAAGAAUGCAUACAGGGAAAUGCUACAAUGCCUACUACAGGGUGAAAUUAGAACUAGUUAUUAGUUUUUCCUAACAUAUGUUUUUGUCAUCAUCAUAUCAUCGUUAUAAUGGCAAUAAUCAUCACUUACAGAUGAUUUCAAUAUUUAUAGUAUUAGCAUGGGCGUAGUCUACGAUUUAAUUUCUUGAGAAUGGGAUUAAAUAAGCAACCAAAUCGUAUAAAAAUGCAGAUAUAAACAAGAGUCGUUCUUUUUUUUGUAUUGUUUAUUUGAACCCCUAAACUGCUCUUGUCUACGCCCAUGAGUUUUAGUCUUAUUGUUUGUCACCUAUACAAUUCGUAUAUCUACGAGUAAUACAAAAGACUUUGUUUCAUCGCCAGUUUCAUUACAAUUUUAAAAUAGCCGAUUAAUUUAAAAACAUAUUUACAUACAUAAAUAAUAAUUAUUCUGUUGUUUCCGAAAUAAGCAUUUACUUAUUAUAUGUUAAAAGUAGGUACUGCACUGAACUAUGUAGUGCCAUUGGAGACUGCUUUAUUUACUGGCAAUUUUUUAAGCAUUUUAUUUUACAGAACAAAUAUACCUUACAUAUACAAGUGCCUUGCAGUAUUUAAAAUUAACCGAUUCAAUUGGCAACUACGUUAUUAAUUUUGGAUAGUAUCACUGCCAUGUUAGAAAAACUUUAAUUACUUAACUCUUUUAAUGUGUUCAAAAAUUACUCGCAGAAUUUGUUUUUUAUUACUUAUUUUUUGGAGAACGAGCGACAGAAAUCUGUCUUAAUAGUUUUCUAAAGACUUACAGUUACUUUUUUCGUGGUAACAUUAUAUAGUUUAAAAUAUACCGCUCAAAAUACUUAUAUUGAUUGGAAUUAAUUAUUUUUUUUUAGUAAACAGUGUGCAAAAAAUAUUUUUUUUAGAUGAAUGAGCGAAUAUUUCGAUUGUAUGAUUUUCCUAUUUGAGGAAAAAUUUUAUUAAACUUUUCUAAAUAGCACAAGAUAAAUUUUAUUUUUUAAUAGCUAUAAAUUUGAAUCUCAUGUUCAUGGCAUGUUUGAAUAUUUUUGUAUUUAUUUUUAGAGAAUAGUGAAAAAAAAAUACAAUAAAAAGAUACAUCAUAAACAGUAUUUGUCUAAACAAGUUCAGACAUUAACUAACGUUUUGUGUUUGAUUUGUGUAGAGUACAUUUCUAGGCUAGCGUUCUUAUAAAUAAGGGCUCUACUUAGUGAUAUUUAACAAUUUUUUAAAUAAAACGAGUUUGAAGAUUUCCUAAAAGAAUGCGGCAAAUUAUUUUGCGAUAAAAGCGUAUAUUUUUUUUAAAGUAAUAACUUCGCAAAUAUUUUCGUUCGUUGGUUGCUGCUUCGAAGGAUUGUCUCUUAACAAUUUUUUUACAACUAAGAAGUUUUUAUAUUACCAAAUUUCAUACAGACUCAUUUUUAAGCUAAAGUAAAUUUUCCGGUAAUUUUUGUUAUUUAUGAUUCUGUAUGAACGUUGAAUGCCAUUUUUUAUAACUUCUUUAGAUUUUAAAUGUCAUCAAAUUGAUAAAUCCGAAGUUUUGCGUUAAGUAUUUGUUGUUGUUCGUCCCUAAAGUGUAUUUUUCCGAGAAACACGACAAUGAAUAGUUAAGUUCGUUCUACGUAUAAAUAAAUGUUAGAAACAACAGCAGUGCUUAUCUAAAACUAAGGAAUAAUUUUGUUUCGAAACAUUAUAUACUUAGUUAAUGAAUGUUUGGUUUAUAAGGAGCAUGUAAUGUUGACGAUAAUAAAGAUACAAAUAAAAAUCCAA
Messenger RNA from Agrilus planipennis (emerald ash borer), 6646 nucleotides. RefSeq lists its product as uncharacterized. Gene Ontology annotation, cellular component: membrane. Lineage: Eukaryota; Metazoa; Arthropoda; Insecta; Coleoptera; Buprestidae. The record is from RefSeq and is a predicted model, not a curated record. The coding region runs from base 283 to 4149 and encodes 1288 amino acids. The transcript is spliced from 19 exons.